UUGCCUGCAAGCAACAACAACAACAACAACCAAUGAUGCAUCAGCACCAGCCAAACGCGCACACGCGCGCAAUUGGAAACACCCACCUGCCUGUCCGUGUUGUGUUGGUGGCGAUCACGGCGCUGCACCUCCUUGCCGUGCCAGCGGUGGUGACCGCCAUCUCUGAGACUGAGGGUGCCAUCAGUGGCAACGCAACGACAAGGGCUGCGCUCGUGGUUGAUGGACAAGGCAAUGUGCUGCUGCGCGCACCAGAUGGAGGAAACGUGCUCCUGAACCACGUGGAUGUUGUCCAGACCAUCACCAGCUUGCAGGCGACCGUGGCGGAACAGCAGCGCCAACUGACGUCCCUCACACAGGCGCUGUGCGAUCAGAAAGGGCUGAGCUUGCGGCGGCGGCUUGAACCUGGUCGCUUUGACGAAACGCGCAGCACCCUCUUCACCCUUGAAGGCAACGUAUACCUGAUCACCGUCAGUGCCAGCUCCCCACUGAGCUACAUCUACAACCUCACUGAUCCAGGCGCUGUUUCGUCACUUGGAUCUCUUGAGCCCAUCAACACCAUUUUACACGAGGGUCCCUCAGCGGCAAGGUGGACAUUCUACAACCCACCAAAUGGUCAACCAUUCCUAGUUCGCCCCAAAUCACUUGCCCAAAACGUCGUGUACCUCCUCGGACAGCCCCUGCAAGGUUCAUCGGGUUUUCAAAUUGACCCAACCUCGUACCCAGGGAUGGAGCCCUCGAGCUCCGCUGUUGACGCCGUGGUGCUGCCACACGCUGAUGCCGUGGAGCUUCCGUUUGUUGUGUUUGCCAGAGUCGACCGAGUUGCAGCACUCGUGUAUAGCAUCGGUGCGUCGCUCCAAACACUGCCGGUUAUGUCUCUCAUCCAGCGUAUGGAGGCAACCACCCUCGGCGGGGAUCCAACGCUUGUUGUGGCAACCAUCGAUGCCGUUUACCUGUUUGCUUCGGAGUCAGGAGCACAAGAUCUGGCACAGCGACCGCCACUUGACAUUGGCGGUAACAUCACCUCCAUCGCCCAUACGCCGCACACGACCGACGCUGGCGACGAGGGCAUUUUCCUCAUCGCCACCAAGAGCGGGCGCUACAGUGAGCUGCUGUUUGUGACCAAGGCCUCAUACCGCGAACAUCAGCGGCUGCCGGCUGCAUCCUCGGCAAGCUUUGCGACAAUCGACGGUGUACUGUCGUUACUGCUCGCUGUACCGAUAGCGGGCCACAGCAUCGGUGACGUUCCUGACUUGAAGCUGAGCCUGUAUGCGUACAGUACGUCCCAGCGCAUGUUUGUGGAGGUGGAGUCUGUUGUGGACACCGCACCUGCACGCAGCACGUGGGCGUAUUUCUCCGUCAACGCACGCCACUACCUCCUGCUUGACAAAGCCGCUGAAUACUCCGAACAGCCACCUUCCACCGUCCUCCAACGCUUUUUCCCGCAGUGCUUGCACGCGGCCUUGGACCAGUAG
Salpingoeca rosetta is the source of this 1472-nucleotide messenger RNA. RefSeq lists its product as uncharacterized. NCBI's taxonomy places the organism in Eukaryota, Choanoflagellata, Craspedida, Salpingoecidae. The coding region runs from base 33 to 1472 and encodes 479 amino acids. The transcript has a single exon. The record is from RefSeq and is a predicted model, not a curated record.